UUCCCCCUCCUCCUCCACUCUUUCAUUGCACCCAUACAUCUUCUUACUCCUCUUCCAACUCCUCCCCCUUUCUUCUCUCGUCUCGUUCAUCCUCCAUGACAUUUCCGUACAUACACACACUCAGUCUACCUCGCUACUGGCAGAACAUGCACCCUUCAUGAAUCUUGCUCUAUGUAAGAACUCUCCGACGAUCAUAAGACCCGACAGACAGCGUCAUCGCCUCGGCGGCCUUGCACUCUCGACUGUGUUGCACAACACAAACACAGAGCAGACAGUAUCUCAUCUUUGAUAGUUGGAGAGCAGUACUUGAAGCGACAUCCUCUAGAUUGGGCGAGCACAGCACCUCCCCCGCGUCCGUAACCCUUUCGGCCCCGGAACGAACCCCCAGGGAAGAUGGAGCCCCGCAGAACACCCCCGGAGUACUUCCUCGAGAUUUUCGCCGACACCACCACCGUCAGAGAUGUCUUAAAAGGCAUCCUCAAUCUAAUCUUCUUCCACCGAUACUUCCCCUCCAUCCGGCCCAGUACCUUCGAUGUUCUAGACCUUACCCUCCCUGCGAUCGACGACGUCGACCUCGAGACCCUCAUCGAUUCACGCAUCAGCUCCCUCGUUCGCCAACAUUCGGCAACCAGCGGCGCCCACGAAGGCAGUGGUGGCAGUGGGGGGUCCGGCGUACGCGGCCGUAUCGCAGUGGAAUUCUACGAAAAGCGACGCCGCCGCUCCGGAAUCUGGUUCGGUGGCCUAGCCGGCAAAGGCGAGGAGGAAGUAUGUUGGGAGGUCUGGACUCUAGAUGUGACUAUCGCCACGCCACGGACUGAAUCUGAACGAGCCAAGGUCCGCAAAGCAAUGGAGAAUAUGCUCCAGAAAGCCGCGCUGAAGAUUCUUGCCCACGUCAAUCGCGAUAAGGAUCAUAUCCCACCUAUUACCACCAGCGACUCCAACCCGUUCCCUUAUCGCAUUGUUCUCAACCCGCGUACCGAUGGGUGGCAGAACCGAUUUGGACUGUACUGAUCAAAGAAGAGGAACCAGAAGAAGCUCACUUCUAUCUUCUCUGCAUUUAUUCUCUUUCCGCAUUGGCAUCAGCUGGGCUACAGAUACCCAGGGUUAAUUUUCUCUUAUUAUCCUCUAUCCGUUCAUCGUCCUAGGGGCCGUUCGGCAUCUCGUUGCGCUCGAACUCUUGGGCCGUGGGCGGAGUUUGAGCAUCACUCGAUUCACUUGGUUCAUGUUGUGUCAUUAUCUCGCAGUGGAGCGACA
Aspergillus saccharolyticus JOP 1030-1 is the source of this 1254-nucleotide messenger RNA. RefSeq names its product autophagy-related protein 101. The coding region runs from base 394 to 1011 and encodes 205 amino acids. Gene Ontology annotation, biological process: autophagy; autophagosome assembly. The transcript is spliced from 3 exons. Gene Ontology annotation, cellular component: phagophore assembly site. The record is from RefSeq and is a predicted model, not a curated record. Lineage: Eukaryota; Fungi; Ascomycota; Eurotiomycetes; Eurotiales; Aspergillaceae.